Cottoperca gobio is the source of this 2849-nucleotide messenger RNA. RefSeq names its product synembryn-A-like. The record is from RefSeq and is a predicted model, not a curated record. Lineage: Eukaryota; Metazoa; Chordata; Actinopteri; Perciformes; Bovichtidae. Gene Ontology annotation, biological process: G protein-coupled receptor signaling pathway. Gene Ontology annotation, cellular component: cytoplasm; plasma membrane. Gene Ontology annotation, molecular function: G-protein alpha-subunit binding; guanyl-nucleotide exchange factor activity. The transcript has 14 exons. The coding region runs from base 495 to 2579 and encodes 694 amino acids.
CCCAAUCUUAAUGGUUGUUCCAGUGAUUCCCAUGCUGUUAUGAGAUUUUAGUGAAAGACUGUAUUGAAGCUGGACAGAGAGCGGGAGAGAGAACGUGUCUGGUAAACCUGUAGGUUAUAGGGUCAGCACUGCGAGAUAUAAGCUUAGAAUCCAUUAGUGGAUUAUAUCCAUAACCACGCCAUGGCUCCUGCAUCCCUCUUGGAUUAAAGAGAGAGAGGAAGGGAGAGACAGAGAGAGAGAGAGCGAUGCAGAGAUAUUCUGAGUGCGUGAGGGUAACUGGAAAGCAAGGGAAUUGAGCAAAUUCAAAAGCAGAGCUUUGUGUGCUGAGCAUACGUGGACUGAGAAACACUGGGAGGCGAGCUGAAGUAAAGUCGGAGCGCUAACAACACUUUGGGUUGGCAGACUUAAAGUGAUCUUGGCACACCUACGGUAUAUUAUCUUAUAAUAUACUUAUUUUUAUUCCUGGCUGAUUAAGCGAAUUGCACAAGAAAAGCAUGGACUUGGACCUGGAGGGGAUUAUCCAGUGCAUCAAGCAGGGGGAUGAAAAUGGUGUUGAGACACAGCUGCAGGAGUUCAACAAAGAGUACGCCCAGUGCUUCUUCUUUGAUUCAGAGGAGCGCAACCAAAGGAAAAAAAAGAGACUAGAAGAGUUCAAGAAGAAUAAAGUGAGGGAUUACGCUGAUUCUGACUCCGACUGUGACGAGUACGACCAGGAGGAUCGAGGCCUCAUCCUCAGACAGAAUUUAGCUGUCGUCCUUGUGAGGUUCAUAAGAACAGAAGUCAAAUGUCCUCUGUUGAGAGUAUCUCUACGCACCCUGAGAAUCCUCUCCAGAGACAAAAAGGUCCUGGGCCCUUUGGUGACCGACAGCGCUCUCCUGAUGCUGGCCAAACUAGCCGGGCUGACCACAGGCGACGCAAGCGACGACUCCAGCGACCCUGACUCUGAUUUCUACGACAACAUCAUCGCUUCUCUCGCUGCGGCCAAAAUGUUGCAGUGUCACACAGACGAGAGCGAGGGUGACAUUGGAGCCAAUGACCAAAACGAGGUGUGCUUGGAUGAGGACGCCAAGAGUGACACCAGCGUCUCCAACUGCGGAGAUCAGGACAGCAUCAGCUUUCUUGGCUGCAACCGGACCAGCAUCAACGAAAUGCACAGGGGCGACACCCAUCACAAGGUGCUGGAGAGAGGGAGGAGGGACCGCAGAGAGAGCAAGAUGGACGGGGAGGGUGAGGAGCAGGGCAGCGAGUCAGGAGAGGAGGCACAGAGAAAAGAGGCCAUGAAGGUGUUGUGUAAUGUGGUGUACAACAGCACCUGGGCGCAGGAGAGGUUCAGUGCUCUCAGGCUCAUCUGUGGCCUCACAGAGCGUCUGUCCUCCAGUGCUAGCGGCUCAUCUCCCUCCAGUGUUCACUUCUAUGAACUGCGCCUCAUGUUCCUCAUGACUGCACUACGGCGAGAGCUCAGCACUCAGCUUCAAAAGGAGGGAGGGGUGUCCAUCUUCACAGCAGCUCUGGAGAACUGCCUGAAUGUUCAGUGGAAGGACCAGUAUGAGUGUGUGCUGGACCCUGCAGCACCAGCCAUCUCAGUGGAAGCCUCUCAGCGUAUCAUAGAGAUCCUCAAAAUCCUCUUCAACAUCACCUACAGCAGCCACAGGCAGGAGCCAAGCGAGGAUGAUGCAGCUCUUUACCGACAUCUGGUGGCGAUCCUGCGUCUCUGCCUGAUGAAGAAGUGUUUGAUUACAGACGACACAGAUGAACUGCAGGGUCACACAGUCAACCUGCUGUCAGCGCUGCCUCUCCAGUGUCUUGAUGUGAUGCUGACGGUGCCUCUGGCCCCUGACUCGCAGGACUGCCAGGGGGUCAACAUGGACUGUGUCCACACCCUGGUGCUGUUCAUGGAGAGACGCCUGGAGUUGGGUGAGAAGCUGAAAGAGAAGGUGACACCGAUCCUCAAUCUGCUGACAGAGAGCUGCAGGGCCCACAGAGAAACACGCCAUUACAUCCGGAAACGUAUCCUGCCUCCUCUGAGAGACACUUCGCAAAGGCCAGAGGAAGGCUCCACAGUGAAGAGUCGUCUGAUCCGUCUCAUGACUAACCUGGACACAGACCUCAAACACUGCGCUGCUGACCUCAUCUUUGUCCUCUGCAAGGAAAAUGUGGGCCGCUUUGUCAAGUACACAGGCUACGGUAACGCAGCGGGCCUGCUGGCCACCAGGGGUCUGCUGGGAGGCCAGGGCUCCAGGACCUUCAGCUCUGACACCCAGUACUCCAGCGACUCCGACUCGGACACUGAGGAGUACCGGCAGGUCAAGGAUCGCAUCAACCCGGUGACGGGGCGGGUGGAGGCGGAGCAGCCGGACCCCAUGGAGGGCAUGACAGAGGAGGAGAAGGAGGAGGAGGCCAAGAGGCUUUUCAUGCUUUUCAACAAGCUGUCCAGAGAAAACAUUAUCCAGCCGAUGGGAGUAGAUUCAGAGGGGAAGCUGGUCCCAAUGUCAGGACUGAGGGAUCAGUCUCUCUCUGAAGAGGGGAAGUCUGGCUCGGAGAAUGACGCAGAAGAAGAAGAAGAAGGAGAAAAGAACUGAAACAUCUCAAAUCCAGUCAUUCAAUUUAUUUAUUUCAAUUUUAUAAACGUCCCAAUGCUACAGUUUGACGGUACAUGUGUUCAUGUAUGGACGUCAUGGGAACACAGUGAUGUAGUUUUCACCCAGACCCAGCAAGCCAAGAAAGAAAGGAUAUAAAAAAGCUUGUUUUUGUAUUUAGAUAAAUAAUAUAAAGCAGCAAUAAGGCCACGCUAGCUUGAGUUGAGUUGAUAGUAAUAUUGUCUAAUAUUUGAAUAAAGUCUUCAAAGCAGA